This is a messenger RNA of Nilaparvata lugens (brown planthopper), 375 nucleotides long. RefSeq lists its product as uncharacterized. Gene Ontology annotation, molecular function: nucleic acid binding. The record is from RefSeq and is a predicted model, not a curated record. Lineage: Eukaryota; Metazoa; Arthropoda; Insecta; Hemiptera; Delphacidae. The coding region runs from base 1 to 375 and encodes 124 amino acids. The transcript has a single exon.
AUGGUUGAAGAACACGGGCUGGCGGAUUUGUGGUUCCAACAAGAUGGAGCUACUGCUCACACAGCUCGAAUUUCACUAGACGUUUUGAGAGAGAUGUUUCCGGGACGCCUAGUCUCUUUGAGAGGUGAUGUUGGGUGGCCUGCGCGGUCACCAGAUCUGAGCAUUUGCGACUUUUUUCUUUGGGGAUAUCUGAAGGAAAGGGUUUUCAAAGGCCGCCCUCACACUCUAGCAAUGUUGAAACAGCGGAUUAUUGACGAAGUGAAUGCCAUUCCCCGCGAUAUGUGUGCAAGAGCUGCUGAAAACUUCAGAGAUCGCCUUCAACAAUGUAUUGAUGCUAACGGUCGCCAUCUUCAGGACAUAAUUUUCAAAAACUAA